AGAAAGAAAAUUUGGAGGAGGUUAAGUUAGUUAGAAGAAGAAAACUUGGGAGCAAGAAAAGAAGAGCGAAAAUGUCUCCUUUCUCUCCCUUUCACCACUUACUCUCCUCUCAUUUCGCCACUUCUCCCUCACUCUGUUUUUUUUUUUUCUCAUUCUCUCCAAUCCAUUUCCACACCAAAUCAUCAAUCAAUCAACAACCAAAUCCUAAUUCAAAUAAAUAAGCCAUUGGGAUCAUGUAUUUUGAGUUUGGAAAUUUGGGUUCUUAUUAUCAUUUGAUGAUCAUCUAAGACUAGUGGUGGGUUUUUUUUGGAUGAAGGUAUAGUAAACUUGGGGAUUUUGAUUGUUUGAUGAACGGCCACAUGCAUCUAUGAAGACAAGGUCAAGGGAGCCGCCAUUUCACUACCUGAUGAUUGAGUGCCUUCGUCUUUCCCGGUUUCCUUUUAAAUGGAAUGGCAGAUCUUGUUCGUUAUGGCAAUUCUGAACGCGACAUUGAGCAAGCAAUUAUUACUUUGAAAAAGGGCACUCAACUACUCAAAUAUAGCCGUAAAGGAAAACCUAAGUUUCGAGCAUUUAGACUUUCCCCGGAUGAAACGACAUUAAUAUGGUUAUCACGUGGAGAAGAGAAGAAUCUGAAAUUAAGCUCUGUCACUCGUAUCCUUCCUGGACAGAGAACUGCUGUUUUUAGAAGAUUUUUGCGCCCGGAAAAGGAGUACUUGUCAUUUUCACUUCUAUAUAAUAACGGUGACAGAUCUCUUGAUUUGAUCUGCAAGGACAAAGCUGAGGCUGAAGUGUGGUUAGCAUGUCUUAAGGCAUUGAUUGGACAAAAUCGAAAUAGACGAGCCAAAAGUGAUUUAAGUGAUCUACAAGACGGUUUCUUUCAAAAUGGUCGCCCAUUUGGUGUAGCUCUAGAUUUCAGCCCUAGUAUUGCCAGCAGUAGUGCGUCUAUAGAUCUUGGGGGCUCAGAUGCGGGGUCAGAACGUGCAAGUAUGCAGGUGAGAUCUAGUGGUGCAGAUGGUUUCCGAAUUAGUGUUUCAAGCACUCCUAGCUGUUCAAGUGUUGGAUCUGGGGGUCCAGAUGACAUAGAAUCAUUAGGUGAUGUUUAUGUAUGGGGAGACGUUUGGGCUGAUGGAUCAGAUGGGACUGUAAGCGCAGUUUCACCAAAAAUCGAUGUGCUAACUCCUAAGCCCUUGGAAUCAAAUGUAGUCCUUGAUGUUCAUCAGAUAGCUUGCGGUGUAAGACAUAUUGCUCUCGUAACAAAGCAGGGUGAAGUUUUCACCUGGGGUGAGGAAUCAGGUGGAAGACUUGGCCAUGGAAUUGAAAAAGACUUUAGCCGCCCUCGAUUAGUUGAGUUCUUGGCAGUAACUAAUGUGGAAUUUGUUGCAUCCGGAGAAUAUCAUACAUGUGUUGUAUCUACAGCUGGUGAUUUAUUCACUUGGGGUGAUGGUACUCAUAAUGCUAGACUCCUUGGCCAUGGCACCGAUGUUAGCCAUUGGAUCCCAAAGAGAGUUUCUGGGGCAUUAGAAGGACUGCAAGUCUUAUCCAUCGCAUGCGGCACUUGGCAUUCAGCUCUGGCAACUUCUAAUGGCAAGCUAUUUACAUUCGGCGAUGGAACAUUUGGUGUUUUGGGCCAUGGAGAUAGGGAAAGUGCUGCAUAUCCAAAAGAAGUUCAACUGUUGAAUGGCCUAAAGACUAUUAAAGUUGCAUGUGGGGUAUGGCAUACAGCAGCUAUUGUCGAGGUUUCAGGCCAGUCUGGUGCUAACAUUUCAUCGAGAAAGUUGUUCACCUGGGGUGAUGGCGAUAAACACCGGCUGGGUCAUGGAAAUAAAGAAACUUAUCUACUUCCAACCUGCGUCUCUUCACUAAUCGACUACAACUUCCACCAGCUAGCCUGCGGACAUACUAUUACAGUUGCACUUACUUCAUCAGGUCAUGUUUUUACCAUGGGGGGUACUGCAUAUGGUCAACUAGGCAACCCAGGUUCUGAUGGAAAAUUACCAUGCCUGGUACAAGAAAAACUGGUAGGUGAAUUCGUGGAAGAAAUUUCUUGCGGAGCAUAUCACGUUGCUGUACUGACAUCAAGAAGUGAAGUAUUCACUUGGGGAAGAGGUGCCAAUGGAAGACUAGGACAUGGUGACAUAGAAGAUAGAAGAACUCCAACACUGAUUGAAUCAUUGAAGGAUAGACAUGUCAAAAAUAUAUCAUGUGGUUCAAACUUCACUUCCUGUAUAUGCAUCCAUAAAUGGGUCUCGGGUGCUGACCAGUCGGUUUGCUCGGGCUGCCGGCAGGCAUUUGGUUUCACUAGAAAGAGGCACAAUUGUUACAAUUGCGGACUGGUGCAUUGCCAUGCUUGCAGUUCCAAGAAAGCAUUGAAAGCAGCAUUGGCUCCAACUCCUGGAAAACCUCAUCGUGUUUGCGAUGCUUGCUACAUAAAACUGAAAUCUGCUGAAGUUGGUAAUGCUUCAAAUUUGAAUAGAAAAUCUGCUGGUCCACGUCCCUCAAUUGAUGGCAGGGAAAGAUUAGAUAGAGGAGAGAUAAGGUCUUCCAGGCUUUUGCUCUCUCCCAACACAGAACUGGUCAAAUACCUUGAGAUAAUGACAGGUAAACCCGGGACUCGAUUCGAUGCUGCUUCUCAAAUGCGAGGUUCCCAAGUCCCAUCGACUUUACAGCUAAGAGAAGUCGGACUUCCAAGUACAUUUGUUGCUUUUCAAAAUGCUUUUAGACCGGCUACUCCUCCAGCAACGCCACCAGCUCAGUCCCCUAUUAACUCAAGAUCUAGCUCACCGUACUCAAGGCGACCAAGUCCUCCACGCUCCAGUACAAAUACAUUUUCAAAGAACGUUAUCGAAAGCCUGAGGAAGUCAAAUGAACUUCUGAACCAAGAAGUGUCAAAACUGCAAAAUCAAUUAAAAAGUUUGAAGCAGAAAUGUGGUACGCAAGACACGGAGAUUCUGAAACUACGGAAAAAUGCUCAAGAACAUGCUUCAUAUGCUGCAAAGGAAUCAUCCAAGUUUAAAGAGGCCAAGGAAGUUGUGAAAUCCAUCACAGAUCAGUUGAAGGAAAUAAUAGAGAGGUUGCCUUCUGAAGUUUCUGAAAGUGAAACCCUUAAAGCUAUAAAUACACAAGCUGAAGCAUUCUUAAAAACUCAUGGAACAAAUGAAGCAUCAAUGGAGUCUUCAAAUGAUCAGAGGAUGGAGUAUAGUGUGGACACCACAGCUGUCCCAUCUAACUAUAGCUCAGAAAACGAAUCAAGAUCAUCCGAGGCUUCAGCGGUUAGAGGUGGUGUAGAAAAGGAAAUUACCGAGCAAUUCGAACCUGGAGUGUACAUCACUUAUGUUAAUCAUCGAAAUGGAGGGAAGAUCUUCAGACGAGUUAGAUUCAGCAAACGAAGGUUUGAUGAGACACAAGCUGAAGAAUGGUGGAGCAAAAAUAAAGAUAGGGUGCUUAAAAGGUACAGUCCACAUGCAACUAAAUCGGCUUCUUCAACGGCAUCAUCCCUUACUCAACCACCACCACCACCACCACCAGUUGUUGAUGAAACCACAGAAGCAGCACCUCCUCCUUAAACUUAGUUUCAUAAAACUUGGUAAUGUAGAAUAGAAAAAAUAUCAAGUGGCUAUCUUGAUUCGCGAUUGCAGCAAUAUUACGGAUCAACAAUUAGCGGAUGUAUUCGGUUUUAGAAAAAAAAGAUUUAGCUAAUGGAUAAAUUAGGAUACAAGGAAUUUCCAUCACUUUACAGGCAAAGAAACAACUCCUCGCUCUCUCCAGAGACACCAUUUCCAUUAAGGGAAGAAAAGAAGGUACAUUUAACUGUUUGUUACUCAUUCUUUGUUUCUUAUUCUUUUUGUUUUGAUCAUGUAUCAAUCAUUUAAACCAAAUGCUUGGUUGUAUUGGACACUGUUUUAUUACUUUAUAAAUGCAUGCUUUUAUAUACACAAA
This is a messenger RNA of Gossypium raimondii (Peruvian cotton), 3936 nucleotides long. Its product is annotated as PH, RCC1 and FYVE domains-containing protein 1. NCBI's taxonomy places the organism in Eukaryota, Viridiplantae, Streptophyta, Magnoliopsida, Malvales, Malvaceae. Gene Ontology annotation, molecular function: metal ion binding. The coding region runs from base 450 to 3563 and encodes 1037 amino acids. The transcript is spliced from 9 exons. The record is from RefSeq and is a predicted model, not a curated record.